CUUGAAAAUACAUUAGAUUAUUUUUUUUGAAGAUUUUCAGUCGGAUUUGGAAUUUUAGUUGAAUUAUCGAGCAAUUGUAUUGUAAUUUAAUGGUUCUUUCGUGUUAAAAAAUAAUUGUGGAACGUUCAUCUCCGUAGAUCGCAUAAUCCUCAUUCAUCAUGUCGAAAAGAAGUGUAAGUCCAGAAGUUUCAGAAGAAAAUCAAGAAUCUAAACGUCUUUGUCAGGAUGAACAACCUAAAGGCGAAACUUCGAAAGGCGAUGAAAGUAUAACUUCAGUGGUCGAAGCUCAUUAUAACGAUUUGAAAGAGAAAGGACUCGACGAUCGUAACAAAAGCCGCAUCGUUUACUUGAGGAAUUUCAAUAACUGGAUUAAAAGCAUGUUAAUAAACGAAUACGUGAAAAAAUUCCGAUCUGAGAAGGACGAUAAUAGUGAAAUCAGUGUCCUAGAUAUGUGUUGCGGCAAAGGCGGCGAUCUUCUCAAAUGGAAAAAUAACAACGUGCAGCAUUUAGUUUGCGCCGAUUUAGCUCAAUUAUCCGUGGAAGAAUGUCAGAGAAGAUUUGAAGAAAUGAAACAUCGAAAUUCGUACUCGAAUAAUAAUAAAUCGUACACCGCCGAAUUCAUCACAGCUGACUGUACUCAGGUUCGUCUGAAAGAGAAAUUCCAAAAUCCCGAUCUGCUUUUGGAUAUGGUCAGCUGUCAGUUCGCGUUUCAUUACAGCUUUGAAAGCUUACCGCAGGCUGAGUGUAUGAUAAGGAAUGCUGCCGAAAGCCUCAGACCUGGUGGUUUUUUCAUCGGGACCAUUCCAGAUGCUAAUGAUAUUGUAGCAAGGCUCAAGAAAUCAGAUAGCUCGUCUUUUGGUAAUGAAGUAUUUAGCAUAAAAUUCGAUUCCGAAGAUAAAGAAUCGUUCGCUUUAUUUGGAGCCAAAUACGAAUUUUUCUUGGAAGGAGUUGUCAAUUGUCCUGAAUUUUUAGUUCAUUUUCCUACGUUAAUCAAGUUAGCUAGUAAUUUCGGUUUGAAACUCGUUGCCAAAGAAAGAUUUCAAGAUUAUUUCGAAAGAAUGAAAGAAGAAGGUCGUGGUUUGAUGGGACGUAUGCAGACUCUUGAAACUUAUCCUCCUUUUGAAAAAACCGACCUGCUUGGUAAACAAGAAGAAUACCAACAUGCUGAUAAAUAUUUACAAGAACAUACUACUACAGCUCGUGUCGGUACUUUAACACAAUCUGAAUGGGAAGCUCUCACUUUAUAUUUGGUUUUUGCGUUCCAAAAAGAAGCUUCUUGAAGGCGAACUGAUUGAACGAGCGAUGGUCGCGGUUACUUUUCUUAGAAAAUUCAAUGGAUUCGUAUCGAAGGCUGUGUAUUCAGUAUGACGAAGAAUGUGUUUAAGUUAUUUAAAAGUUAUUUAUAUGGAAUUAUUUUGCGAAUAAAGAAAUUAUGAAAA
Messenger RNA from Planococcus citri (citrus mealybug), 1439 nucleotides. RefSeq names its product RNA guanine-7 methyltransferase (gene Rnmt). The record is from RefSeq and is a predicted model, not a curated record. The transcript is spliced from 8 exons. Bases 159 to 1280 code for a protein of 373 amino acids. Gene Ontology annotation, cellular component: nucleus. Gene Ontology annotation, molecular function: mRNA 5'-cap (guanine-N7-)-methyltransferase activity. NCBI's taxonomy places the organism in Eukaryota, Metazoa, Arthropoda, Insecta, Hemiptera, Pseudococcidae. Gene Ontology annotation, biological process: 7-methylguanosine mRNA capping.